Molecule: messenger RNA, 2210 nt
Organism: Xyrauchen texanus (razorback sucker)
Lineage: Eukaryota; Metazoa; Chordata; Actinopteri; Cypriniformes; Catostomidae
Product: testis-expressed protein 264-like
Exons: 4
Coding region: 255-1229 (324 amino acids)
Biological process (GO): reticulophagy; protein-DNA covalent cross-linking repair
Cellular component (GO): endoplasmic reticulum membrane; replication fork; autophagosome membrane
Source: RefSeq, a predicted model, not a curated record
GUACAGCGUUUCUGUGUUGAAGUGGACAAAUAAACGCUCAGCUGUGUCAAUAGAAAACUGAAAGACUGGACUAAACUGACCUCGAAGUAAAGCACUGAUACUGUCAAUUGAACAGCUGCAGGGCUAUACCGAUACAACAGGCCUUUGCAGGACGCUAAAACGUUAUUUUCUGAGUGUCAUCCCAGUUAAUGAGAAUUAAUACACAUUGAGCCUCUGCGCGUGCUUUCUGAAAACAAAAACAAGACACGGACAAAAUGUCUGACUUUGUCACUUUGUUGCUGAUUCUAUUUUUGGUCGUUUGUAUUAUCUUAACCCUGGUGAGCUUCGUGUUUUACACCGGUCUUCUCUCUGAAGUCGUGGUUCGAACUGGAUCUCCACCGGUGAAGAAGAUCACGAUCGCAUAUAAGUUCAGUAAAGGAUCGUACAAGGCCAGUGGAGCUGCUUUCACUGAGAGCUGCAGUAUCGGACCAAAGCUGUCAUCGGUCGGGGUGUUUUACGAUCACCCCAAUCAGACUCCGUGUCGGUAUGUUGUGGGCAGUAUACUGAGUGAAAAUGAAGAGAAACCUGAUGAAGAGCUACAGCGUCUGUAUGAGAAGUUUGGCUACAAGGUCAUCUCCUUUCCAGAAGUCACCUGUGCUGUGACGUCCUCAUUUCCCAACAGAUGUGCUUUGUCUCCUAUCUGUGGGGCAUAUAGAGUCUACCCUGAACUUGAACAGUAUAUAAAGGAAAGGAGUCUAAAUGCGUACCCAUUCCUGGAGAUAUGCAAAGGGGAUCUGAUCCAUUACAUGUGUCCUCUAGAGAAUCAGACAGACUUCUGUGUCUCUGAACUUCAUGAGAAGAAAACAUCAACCGAUGAGACAGAGGAAACAGAGGAGCAUAGAGACGCUGAUGUCACGGAGUCAGAGACAGGUAAAGAAUUUAGGCCUGAGUCAAGCUCUGUGAUCAAGGAGGUGGUUGAAGAGAGCAGGAAUGUGGUGGAAGCCUCAGCCCCAUUGCUGGAAUGCUCUCAGCAAACACUGGGUGAAGAAGAGGAUCAAAGUGAGGAUGGGGACCAGGGAGGCAAGGGAUCGAGUGAGUCUGUAGGCAGUGGCUCUUCCUUUGAAGAGCUGGACAUGGAAAUAGAAGAGGAGAAGGAGGAGGAAAAGAAUGAAGACCUGGAAGAAGAGGAGGAAGAUCAUAAUGGACAGGAGAAGCUAGAGGAAGAAACAGUUGGGAACAGAGAGGAGUGAGGGAUUAGUGAAUUAGAGGGAAUGUGGGCGAAUGAUGAGUGUUUGUGUAUGCAUGUGCACAUAUUUGAGUGUAGAUGAAUACAGUAUGUGAGAGGAAAAGAGUUUGUAUUUGUCUUUGAAAUCAUCAAAGGCUUUGUUUUAUUUUUGAAUGAGUCUUUCUGAAUGUUGAAAUUAGCAUCCCUAAAUACGUGGAAAGUUUCUUCCCUGUUAUCACAGCAAGCAAUUAUUCAUUUCAUAACCUUUUAUUAAAGACCCAAUGAAAUGCACAUUAUUCUUUCACUUUGUAUUUAUGUCUGUAAAAAAAAAAUGAUAUGUUGCGUUCUCUAUUGUCUUUCGUUCACACAGUAAUCAUGGACUACAUUUAGCCAGAAAGUAAAUAAUGUGCAUUCUGAAAAUGAGGUAACACCAUUAGCCAUUAACACUAGUUAACAGCUUAAUCAAACCUUUUUCAUAAACAUGUUCAACAGAUGAUAUAUUCAAUUUUGUUUGAUUUAAAACAGGAAUGAUUAAUUUCAAGUGUUUUAUUGAUUCUGUUGUAUUCAAAUGAAUCUGAAAAGUGUGGAAUAGCAGGGGAAUGCAGCGGGUAUUUUGUUUUUUGCAAUUCAAGUGUCGUGUACCAUUUUUGUCUUCCCUGCAUGCAAUUGAAAGACUAUGUAUUGGUUGUUUGGAAAAGGUUAGUUGAACAAACAGAGAGAUUUAGUAUAUGAAAAAUAUUCUAAUAUAACUAUAUAUGUUUCUUUUCCUUUACUAUGUAUUUUUCUAUAUACAUUUUUCAGUAAUUACUUCUCACAUCACACCUAAGAGAAACAUAAAGAUAUGUUUGGUUUUGAGGAAUAUUUUUUGAAAUUGUCAUCUUAUGUGUCAGAAUGUAUUAUGCUGUUAUGUAUUCUUUUGAUACUAACAGGUAAUGUCCCUGAAACACACUGUUGAUCAGGCUUUUUACAAUGUAAUUCUGCAUUCUUAAAGUAUAAAGUAUGUGUA